UCACGCUUGAUUUCUACUUCGCCGAUCGUUUUUAGUUUAUUUUUUCUUUUUAAGUUUUAGGUUUAAAUUUCAGGGAAUGGGUGUACUGGUUGCGGAGCCUGGGGAAAAUCAGAAUCAGACUGCUGUAGUUGUUGAUAAGAAGAAAAACCGUCGAUCUAGACGAUCUAAGCAAAAUUCUCCUCCAACAGCAAGUAGUUCGCUGACUGGCUGUCUUGGGGAAUCAAAUUUUAAGGGAGGUGUUCCCAUCUUGAAUCAUGAAGGAUCUGAAGAGUUUUCAUUGCCUAGAGCAUCAGACAUUGCCUUUACUUCCUUGCCCACAAUGCGUUUAAAUGAACAGGCAGCAGAGACUGAAAGUCUCCCUGUGCAGCUAACGUUUUCACCGGGUGUUGGUGGACAAGUAUAUUCAGGUUCAUGCCCAGACUAUAUUGCUUAUGGUGACCAGUCAAUUACUUCUUACCCACAGAGGAAAUAUUUUUCUUCACAUUGGCCAGCAGAAGCUGUUCAUAAAGCACUGGAGAGGGGUCAUGUCUUUAAAGCAUUAUUUCGUGUCAAUGCUCACAAUAGACUUGAGGCCUAUUGUAAAGUUGAUGGUGUGCGAACAGAUGUUCUUAUUAGUGGAGCUGCAGCUCAAAACAGAGCCGUUGAAGGAGACAUUGUUGCUGUUGAAGUUGAUCCUCCUUCUCUUUGGACUAGAAUGAAAGGAUAUACAGGUAGUGUUGAGAGUUCCGCAUUGGUAGACGAUGGUAUGUUGGAGUCUGACAAUUCAGACUUUGUCAGAGAGAGUUGCAAAGGGAAGAACAAGGUAGACACAGAUUAUGAGUUCAGUAGUUUUGGAAAGUGCUCUAGCCCCUUGGAAAGUGUGUUAGGUUAUAGAAGUGGGCAGUCCUUUGGAGACAUUUCACAUCCUGAAGAAAAGGUACCUGCGGAGAAUGAUUAUGUCAAUAGACAUAAUAUGACUGCUCCGAAACCUUCCAUGGUUGGGUGCUAUAGUGAAAUAAAUGAUGCUAUGCAUGCAACAGAGAGAUUGUCAGCUGCUGUGGAUUCAUUCCCAUCUAAACGACCAACAGGCAGGGUUGUGGCUAUCCUUGAGGGGUCACCUUGUCGGGACACUAUUGUCGGUUUUCUCAAUGUCAAGAAGUGGAUGUGGAGUAGAGAAGGUAACAAAAAGGACUUGAAGAAGAAUAAAUAUUUAUCGACUGCCUUGAACUGUCAAUAUCUCAUGUUAACACCAAAUGAUCCUCGGCUUCCGAAAAUGAUGGUGCCGUUUAAGAGCCUGCCAGACCUCAUUUUGAAAAGAUUGGAAGCUGGUGAUGUGGCAGUGGAGAUGGACCUAGUAGCCGCACGGAUUGCAGACUGGGCAGAAGAGAACUAUAUCCCAGAAGCUCAUGUCACUGACAUAUUUGGACGAGGUGGAGAACUGGAGCCACAGCUUGCUGCAACCUUAUACGAAAAUGCAAUUGAUUCUUCAGAAUUCUGUCAACAGACCCUAUCAUGUCUUCCAAGUAUCCCAUGGGAAAUACCUAAAGAGGAGCUUCAGAGUAGAAGAGACAUCAGAAAUUUGUGUGUUUUUACAAUUGACCCUGCUACUGCCACCGAUCUUGAUGAUGCACUGUCUGUUGAAAGGUUGCCUGACGGUAUUUUUAGAGUUGGGGUCCAUAUAGCUGAUGUCUCAUACUUUGUUCUACCAGACUCGGCUUUAGAUGAAAAUGCCCAAGCGAGGUCAACAAGUGUGUAUUUGUUGCAAAGUAAAUUGCCAAUGUUGCCCCCAUUGCUCUCUGAGAAUCUGGGUUCGCUUAAACCUGGUGUGGACAGACUUGCUUUUUCUAUUUUUUGGGAUAUCAAUCAAUCUGGGGAAUUUAUUCAGCGCUGGAUUGGCCGCACUAUAAUUCAAUCUUGUUGCAAGCUCUCGUAUGAUCAUGCUCAGGAUAUUAUUGAUGGGUUGCUUGAUAAUCCAAGUUCUUAUAAAGGAGAACAUUCUUGGCCAGUGUUACAUGGCCUUUUUAAAUGGUCUGAUGUUGUUACAUCUGUCAAGAACCUUUAUGAAAUCUCUAAAAUCUUGAAGAAAAAGAGGUUUGAAGAUGGGGCUCUGUCACUCGAAAGUCCCAAAAUAGUUUUCUUAUUUGAUGAAGAAGGGAUACCUUAUGAUAGUGUGCUCAGUGGAAGGAAGGAGUCAAACAUGCUUGUUGAGGAGUUUAUGCUUUUGGCCAACAGGACAGCUGCUGAAGUUAUAACUAGAGCUUAUCCUUCCAGUGCACUAUUGCGAAGGCACCCUGAACCCAACCUGCGUAAGCUCAGAGAGUUUGAGUCCUUCUGCUCUAAACAUGGUCUGAGAUUGGACACUACUUCUUCUGGCCAGAUUCAUAAGUCGUUGGAGUGCAUUAGAAGAGAGCUUGCGGAUGAUUCUGUGUUAACAGAUAUUCUUAUGUCUUACGCUGCAAGACCCAUGCAAUUGGCAACUUACUUCUGCAGUGGCGAUGUAGAAGAUGAAAAUGAUAGGGGUCAUUAUGCCCUUGCUAUUCCUUUAUACACACACUUUACUUCUCCGCUCCGGCGCUAUCCGGAUAUUCUGGUGCAUCGGAUGCUUGCUGCAGCUGUAGAAGCUGAAGAGGUGUAUCUGAAGCUCAAGUUGUUGCAAAAUCCAGAUCGGGGAGAAAUGAGACGCCAAAGAUGUUUGACCGAUGUAUACUUCAAUAAAGAUGCAAUUGAAUCACCUGAAGCUCAAGAAGCAUUAUCUGCAGCAGCAUCAAAAUAUAAGGCUCCCUGUGCAGAAACUCUUGCUGAUAUUGCUUCCCAUUGCAAUGAAAGAAAGUUGGCUUGCAGGCACGUGAAAGAUGCUAUGGAGAAACUCUACAUGUGGGUACUUCUAAAAAGAAAGGAGAUAUUGUUCUCAGAAGCAAGAGUUAUGGGUUUGGGACCGCGAUUCAUGUCAUUAUACAUCCACAAGCUUGCUACUGAACAGCGCAUAUAUUAUGAUGAAGUUGAGGGACUGACUGUGGAGUGGCUUGAGGCUACUUCAACAUUGGUACUUAGUCCGUCUACAAAUAAGCGCUUUAACAGGAGGGGUAGUCCAGGGAAGUGCAGAUCACUUGAAGAAGUAGCACUCAUUCUUAGCCCAUGUGAACUGAACCAAGAACUGGAUUUGUGUGGACCAAAUAAUCGGGAAGGGAGCGGUGUGUUACAAAUUGGAAAUGCUUCAAAUUCUUGUCUUCCUGGUAUACCAAAGAUCGAACCUGCUGUUUUCCCUGUGACUCUGCGACUUCUUUCAACAAUCACUGUUGCUCUUCACGCUAUUGGAGGAGGGUAUGGCCCCCUUGAUAUUGGGGCAAGGCUGUUUAUUAGUUCAUAUUUCAAGUAACUGAGCCUUUGUGUGAAUAUUAUUCUGGUUAAACUGAAGUUGGAAGUGUGAUAUCUUGGAAGUAAGUGCAACUCUGGUGUGUAGAUACCAAGGUAGUUUAUAGGUUUGAGUAGAAUUCAGAUCUUCCGAUUAGAUUGCCCGAUGCGUACAUAGCAAGGGCUCAAUGCUGGACUGACAUCUAAUAGGAUGUGUAGAUAAAUGGGGUCUUUUAUAUAGUGGCUGUUUUUAACCAAAGCUACCUAUAGGAUAUGGUCCUUAUUUUUGUUGGCCGUCUCCUUCCUAUAUAAGUUUAAGCCGACUCUGUUGCAUUGACAUUCUGAUGCCCAAUUUCCGAGACAAAUUUCUGUUUAAUGUUUUUCUCCUUAAGUUUCUGCUGGACUAGGACCCAUGGUUUUUGAAGUUGGGAGUCCUUGACAGUUCUACUUUUGUAUGGUCAUAUUUUGGGCUGUGAUUCGUGGCUACAUAAGUAUACUAUAAUUUUUCUUCUUAUAUAUCCUUAAAGAUUCCUGCG
Solanum verrucosum is the source of this 3866-nucleotide messenger RNA. Its product is annotated as DIS3-like exonuclease 2. The record is from RefSeq and is a predicted model, not a curated record. Gene Ontology annotation, molecular function: 3'-5'-RNA exonuclease activity; RNA binding. Bases 77 to 3355 code for a protein of 1092 amino acids. The transcript is spliced from 7 exons. Lineage: Eukaryota; Viridiplantae; Streptophyta; Magnoliopsida; Solanales; Solanaceae. Gene Ontology annotation, cellular component: exosome (RNase complex); P-body.